Messenger RNA from Penicillium maclennaniae, 603 nucleotides. Its product is annotated as YbhB/YbcL family Raf kinase inhibitor-like protein. The transcript is spliced from 3 exons. Bases 1 to 603 code for a protein of 200 amino acids. Lineage: Eukaryota; Fungi; Ascomycota; Eurotiomycetes; Eurotiales; Aspergillaceae. The record is from RefSeq and is a predicted model, not a curated record.
AUGCGGUGGUCCUCCAUUACCUCCAAUUUAUUCUUGGACGGAGGCCAUGAUUCCGGUCAAAUCAUCCACACACCGGCUUUUAAGAGCAUCUCCAAGCCUUCUAUGACACUCGCGAGUCCUGAAGGUGCCCUUCAGGACUCGAAUUUACUUCUUCACCACGCCACCCUGGCCGAUGACGGGCUUGAUUGUCUGCCCGAGUUACGCUGGACGGCUCCGCAAUGUGACCAGCCCGUGCAAGAGUACGUGUUGAUCUGUGAAGACAUCGAACCCCCAAUUCCAUUCCACAUCAUUCACCUUGGGCUGCAAUGGAAGAUUCCUUUGUCCGCCUCAAAAGCCUCUCCAGCCGAGGUCAAGCCUUCGGAGGCCGACUCAAAGCGGGCUGGCGCUGUUUCCAACUCGCUUGGUGCGUCUUACAUUCGUGCUGGUCCUCCACUAGGCCACGAUACUCAUCGUUAUGUGUAUACGAUCAUUGCUCUUAGCGAGCGUCUUCAGUUUGAACACCCCACGAAGGCCUCCAAAAAGGAUAUCCAAAAUGCCAUGGUCGGGAAACUUGUGGGCUGGGGGCAAUGGAUCGGAGUAUUCAAGAGUCCCUGGCCGAACUAG